UCAAACGUCAAAGGGCGUAGUUUAAAAUGUAUAACUUGAAGUUUGCGACGAAACUUCCGAUUUGUAGGUUAUGAAAAUAAAUAUUUUGUUGGUUUUUAAGAAUUUUUAUACAAUAAAUAUAGAAAAAUACUUGUGGACAACGUGAAACAACGACAAUAAAAUAAGGUGUUAUUAAAUUUUUGCUAAGAUCUCGACAUGGGUAUAAUAUUCGGCAAAAAGAAAAAGCCCAGUAGAGUUACUGAACAGGACAAAGCAAUAUUACAACUAAAACAGCAAAGAGACAAACUAAAACAGUAUCAAAGAAGAAUAGAACUAUCUCUUGUUAAAGACAAGGAAUUAGCUAAGAAACUAUUAAACAAUGGCCAAAAAGAAAGAGCAAAACUGCUCCUCAAAAAGAAACGAUACCAAGAACAGAUUCUGUCCAAACUAGAUGGUCAACUAAGCAACUUAGAAAGUAUGGCUAGUGAUAUAGAAUUUGCCCAAGUUGAAGUACAGGUAGUAGAAGGUCUUAAAACAGGAAAUGAAGCUCUGAAAAAAGUCAAUGCUGCUCUAAAUAUUGAAGAUAUUGAACGUAUAUUAGACGAAACAAGAGAGGGAGUAGACAAACAAAAUGAAAUCAAUGAACUGCUUAGUGGCCAGUUGACUGAUGAAGAUGAGGCUGCUGUAGAGGACGAACUAGCAGCUAUUAUUAGUGAAGAGAUGCCUGCAGUGCCUUCUCAAGAGCCUGAAGUACAGGCCAAUGAAUCUGCCGAGGAGGAUGAAAAAGAUCAGGAGAUUGUCAAAAAGCCAAAAGAGAAAGAAAAAGAGAACAUUCCUGUUUUGGCUUAAUAAUAAGUUUGAGAUCAACAUCUAAAGAUUAUUGUAAAAUAUGUUUGUUUUUAAGUUAUUUUAAUACUAAAAUACAUUUGUUUU
Messenger RNA from Psylliodes chrysocephalus, 912 nucleotides. The record is from the annotation of a GenBank genome assembly. NCBI's taxonomy places the organism in Eukaryota, Metazoa, Arthropoda, Insecta, Coleoptera, Chrysomelidae.